Messenger RNA from Paraglomus brasilianum, 465 nucleotides. The record is from the annotation of a GenBank genome assembly. Lineage: Eukaryota; Fungi; Glomeromycota; Glomeromycetes; Paraglomerales; Paraglomeraceae.
AUGUGCGAUGCAGUAGGAGCAUGGGUAGAGGAGAUGUUUGAUAAAAACACGGACGGAAAACGAAACUAUUACUAUGGUUUCGUCGCACAUUUCCGUCGGGGCAUGACGCUGUACCAGCCGAUACGAAAUAUAAGAGUACGGUUCGCAUGGACAAUUUUAUGGCGCGUCAUAACUUGGCCGUAUGAUGGCACCGGGUGUAGAAUAACGGAAACCAAUGGUUUCUACAUUUUUCAAUGUCUAAUUGCAUCAUCGAGUGAAGAACGGGCGGCUGUAUCAUCGAAGACCUUAUUAAAAGGCGUUGCUCCCGUCGCCGGGAAACGACCUUCGUGUCCGCCGGCGGUCAUGCGGGAACACGGUUUUGGAAUAACGAAUAUUCCGACCAGUUGGUUCACGCUGAACGUGAACGAGAAAGCGAGGACGGGCGGUGGUGUUGCAUAUCCCACACCACCGCAUUUCCGUGCUUGA